Arachis duranensis is the source of this 2901-nucleotide messenger RNA. RefSeq lists its product as uncharacterized. The record is from RefSeq and is a predicted model, not a curated record. Gene Ontology annotation, molecular function: protein binding. Lineage: Eukaryota; Viridiplantae; Streptophyta; Magnoliopsida; Fabales; Fabaceae.
UGGUAAACCAAAUUUUUUUUAUUACAUUUAGCAUUUUCUUCUCCAGUUCGCGGUCUGCCUUAUCAUCGCUGCAUCUGUCACCCAAGUGCCGCUGUAUACGCUUUUUCUCUUUACACACGCACAUGCAUUCAUGUCCACCUUCCACUUCCCCGGCAGUUACGCUUGUCACUGCUAUGGUUAUAACCGUUUUCCGUUCCACCUAACAACUUCAUCUCCCCGAACGGUAACCGUUCGUGCCGCGGUUCCAGCUCUCGAGAAGCGUGGUAGAAAGAAGAAGUCGGCCAAGGAGGUAGGCGGCGGCGGUGACGAUGUAUAUUCUGCGCUCGAGAAUGGACUUCGGUUCACUUUUAUGGAGGAGCUCAUGUACCGAGCAAGGAACCGGGACUCCGCCAGCGUCUCCCGAAUCAUCUACGACAUGGUGGCUGCCGGCCUCACCCCUGGCCCGAGGUCCUUCCAUGGCUUGGUGGUCUCUCAGGCCCUUAACGGUGACGAACAAGCUGCGAUGGAAGCUCUGAGGAGAGAGCUGAGUGCGGGGCUUAGGCCAGUUCACGAGACGUUUGUCGCGUUGAUAAGGUUGUUUGGGUCCAGAGGGCGGGCUACUAGAAGUCUUGAAAUACUUUCAGCCAUGGAAAAGCUUGAUUAUGAUAUUCGCCAAGCUUGGCUUAUUCUCAUUGACGAGCUUGUAAGGAACAAGCAUUUGGAAGAUGCCAACACUGUGUUCUUUCAGGGUUCCAAGGGUGGACUUAGAGCUACCGAUGAGGUUUAUGACCUUCUAAUUGAGGAAGACUGUAAGGCAGGGGAUCAUUCUAAUGCCUUAGAUAUUGCUUAUGAGAUGGAGGCAGCUGGCCGUAUGGCAACUACUUUUCAUUUCAAUUGUCUGCUCAGUGUGCAGGCAACCUGUGGAAUACCAGAAAUAGCAUUUUCAACGUUUGAAAACAUGGAAUACGGAGGAGAAGAUUAUAUGAAGCCAGAUACAGAGACGUACAAUUGGGUUAUACAGGCAUACACUAGAGCUGAAUCUUAUGACAGAGUACAAGAUGUUGCAGAGUUACUUGGCAUGAUGGUUGAAGAUUACAAGCGCAUACAGCCAAAUGUGAAGACUCAUGCGUUGUUAGUGGAGUGUUUUACGAAGUACUGUGUAGUAAAAGAAGCCAUUAGGCAUUUCCGUGCCCUUAAAAACUUUGAAGGAGGCACAAAAGUCCUAUAUAAUGAAGGCAAUGAUGGAGAUCCACUUUCCUUGUAUCUUCGGGCUUUAUGUCAGGAAGGAAGGAUAGUUGAAAUGCUUGAAGCUCUAGAAACAAUGGGAAAAGAUAACCAGCCAAUCCCACCACGGGCAAUGAUCUUGAGCAGAAAAUACCGGACAUUAGUGAGUUCAUGGAUUGAACCUUUACAUGAAGAGGCUGAACUGGGUUAUGAAAUUGAUUACAUUGCUAGAUAUAUUGCAGAGGGAGGCCUUACCGGAGAACGAAAGAGGUGGGUGCCUCGAAGAGGUAAAGAGCCUCUAGAUCCUGAUGCUCAAGGAUUUAUAUAUUCAAACCCAAUAGAGAGCUCCUUCAAACAGAGAUGUCUCGAGGAAUUGAAGUUGUACCAUAAAAAGCUCUUGACGACCUUGCAGAAUGAAGGGCUUGCAGCUUUAGGGGAUGAUGCUACUGAAUCUGAUUAUAUUAGAGUGGAGGAGAGGCUAAAGAAAAUAAUAAAGGGGCCUACACAGAAUAUUUUAAAGCCUAAAGCUGCUAGUAAAAUGGUUGUGUCUGAAUUAAAGGAAGAACUAGAAGCCCAAGGUUUACCUGUUGACGGAACUAGAAAUGUUCUUUAUCAGCGUGUACAGAAAGCAAGGAGAAUAAACCGAUCUCGUGGUCGGCCCCUUUGGGUUCCUCCUGUUGAAGAGGAGGAAGAAGAGGUGGAUGAAGAGCUAGAUGUGUUAAUUUCGCGAGUAAAGCUGGAGGAAGGAAAUACAGAGUUCUGGAGACGUCGAUUCUUAGGAGAAGGAUUAAAUAAUAAUCAUAUAAAGGCAAUGGAUGCAGAUAAAUCAGAGUCCACUGAAGUCUCAGAUGAUGUUAAUGUUGUGGAAGAUGCUGCAAAGGAGGUUGAAGAUGAUGAAGCAGAAGAUGAUGAUGAGGAAACAGAACAGGCAGAAGAGGAGGUAGAAGUAGAAGUAGAAGUAGAAGUGGAACCAUCAGACAACCAAGAUGUACACAGGGUAAAGGAAAAGGAAGUUGAAGCUAAAAGGCCCCUUCAAAUGAUUGGAGUUCAGUUGUUGAAAGAUUCUGACCAACCUACCACCAGAUCUAAGAAGUUCAAAAGAUCCUCUGCUCGACUGCAGGCCGAGGAUGAUGACGACGAUGAUUGGUUCCCUGAAGACCCAUUUGAGGCAUUUAAGGAAAUGAGGAAGCGAAAAGUGUUUGAUGUAUCAGACAUGUAUACAAUAGCAGAUGCUUGGGGAUGGACAUGGGAGAGAGAACUGAAGAACAAACCUCCGCCUAGAUGGUCACAGGAAUGGGAAGUUGAGUUGGCAAUAAAAGUUAUGCAGAAGGUAAUACAAUUGGGAGGGACACCCACUAUAGGAGAUUGUGCCAUGAUAUUGCGUGCAGCUAUAAGGGCACCUCUACCUUCCAAUUUCUUGACGAUUUUGCAGACAACUCAUAGUCUUGGUUAUAAGUUUGGGAGUCCCAUCUAUGAUGAGGUCAUUUCUCUCUGCCUUGAUCUUGGGGAACUGGAUGCCGCUGUUGCAGUAGUAGCAGACUUGGAGACAACAGGGAUCUUGGUUUCAGACCAGACAUUGGACAGAGUGAUUUCAGCUAAACAGAUGACUGACGAUAAUUCCAAUGGAGGCAUAGCAGAAUCAGAUGCAGGACCGUAAAUUAUACCUUAAUGUUGUACUGUAGUACUGUAGUUCUAUAU